Messenger RNA from Stegastes partitus (bicolor damselfish), 4770 nucleotides. It is a transcript of the gene fam184b, whose product is annotated as family with sequence similarity 184 member B. Lineage: Eukaryota; Metazoa; Chordata; Actinopteri; Pomacentridae. The record is from RefSeq and is a predicted model, not a curated record.
GCAGCAGCCGGACGAGCCCACGAGGAGAGCCCCGCCGAUCUACCAGCCACUGUUUUGCAGCGAAUUCCUCGAGAUGCCGUCCACGGGAGAAGGUGCGCCGACAGACGAAUGAGAUGCGCGAGUAAAAAGUUGUCACGAUUCGGUGGGAAUUUUCAUCUGAGCGGCGGCAGGAUCAUUUGUGACUAUCCUCCGGUCUGGGAAGUUCCCUUGGGGGGGUGUUUCGUUAUGGCUUCAGGCGCCGGUAAGGCUGCACAGCCCCCCGGGCCGGGCUCCGCCGUUAACGGGACUGCGGCAGACUUCCCCAACAUCGAGCAGGAGCUGUACGACUACCAGAUGCACAGCAAGAUGUGCAAGAAGAUCGCUCAGCUCACCAAGGUGAUUUAUUCUCUGAACAUGAGGAACGAGGAGCAGGAGGCGGCUCUGCAGGCCUUGAGCCACGCCCACCACGACGAGCUCCACCGCAUCCUGAUGGAGACCUGUCACGAGGGGGAGGGCUCGGCAUUACGGACCCGCCUCCUGGAGCUGCAGGAGUCUCUGGAUGAGCAGCAGAGAGUUGGAGCCCAGGUGCAGGCAGACUUUGAGAUCUUCCGCAUCCAGGUGGAGGAGAGGGAGCGUGAAACUGAAGCGGAGCUGCGGAAAGAGUUUGAGGAGAAGCUAAAGGCUGCGGUGGGGGAGCUCCAGGAGGCCAAGGCCCAGAUCAGCGCUUCCCAGGAGGAGAGUGAUAGGCUGAGCAAAGACCUGGAGAAGGCCGGAGAGCAGAUCCAGGAGCUGGACGCCAAAUGCGAGGAGCUGCAGAAAUCGGCCGACGAGGAGAUAAAGAGGAAAGAGGAGGACAGACAGAGAGAAGAUGAGGAGAAAAAGAAAGAGAAGGAAGAGAGACAAUCAGAGCAGCGCGAGGACUUGGAAAGAGUUAAAGCCCUUUCGGAGGAGCUGAAGGCGUUGAAGGAGGAGAGGGAUCGAGCAGAGGAGGAGAAGAGGCGGGCGGUGAAAGAGGAGCGGGAGCGGUGGGAGCAGAAGGUGAACGACCUGAACGAGGAGAAGGAGGAGAUGAGGAAGAAGAUCGAGGCGGAGUGGAGGGAGGAGCGGCAGAGGUGGGAGGAGAGGGAGGAGGAAGAGAAGAAGGGGAUGCACAGCGCUCUGCGAGAAAGAGUGAAGAGGGCCGAAGCGGAGGUGGAAGGUCACCUGGAGAGGCUGGCUGAGAGCAAGAGGAGCACGGUGAAGCUGCAGGAGCGAAUACAGGACCUGGAGGAGGAGCUGGAGCUGGAUCGGAGGCGCGUGACGGAGGCUGAGGGCGUGGCCAAACGGGCGGAGGAGGAGCUGGCGGUCGCCAAGGAAAGGCUGCUGCUGCAGGAGGACGAGCUGCAGAGCAGAGCAGAGGAGCUGCUGAAUCGUGGAGGCUGCGAGGUGUGUGUUUGUGCUGAAAUGGAGGAACUGAGAAGCCAAGUGAGUCGUCUACAGAGCAGGAACAGAGAGCUGGAGCUUCAGAGCAGUGGCCGAAACAGCGACCACGCCCGGCAGAUACGCCAGCAUGCAGAAGCCUUGUCCAGUCUGCGCUCAGAGAUGGUGAGAGCCCAGACUGAGGAGCUGCGUCGCAUCCAAAAGCACGCAGAUGACGAAAGGGACAAGCUGCAGAAGGAGAUAGAAAAAGAAAGAGAAAGCCUGCAGACGGAGAGGGAGCAGGAAAAGGAUCAGUUCGACAAGGACAGAAACAAAAUGCGCAGAGAAAGAGACGAGGAGAAGGAGGCGCUGCACAAAGAAGUGGAAGAGGUGAGAGAACGUCUGAGGAGAGAGAAAGAGGAGGAGGUGGAUCGGCUGCGCAAAGAGCUGGAAGUCGAGAGGGUUCGGAUUCGAUCCCAGCUGGACAAGAACAUCGAGCAGGUCGAGGCGGAGAGAGCCAACGUGCAGCUGAAGCUGGAGGAGGAGAAGAAGAGGCUGGUGGAGAAGGCCGAGGAGGACAGGAAGCGGCUGAAGGAUCAAGUGCGGAAGGCGAUAGAAGAGGUGAUGAGGAGGCACGCGGCUGAACUGAACAGCGUCCAGGAAGCUCUGAGCUCAGAGAAGAAGACCAACCAGGAGGUGUGUGUGCGUUUGGAGGAGGAGAGGCGAGCUGCCGAGGAGCUCCGCAGCAGGUUGGAGAGGGAAAGAGAUGAGCUGGGGACGAAGCUGAAAGAUGCCACCAGUGAGGUUUCCCGGCUGGAGUCGGCGAUCCAGCAGAGAGACAAGAAAGAAAAGGUGGCUCCUGAAGCUGCACCCUCGUGUGGACCACAGUGCUCUCGCCUGGAAGAGGAGCUCCAUCAGGCCCGGAGUCGACUGGCUCGGAUUCAGGAGGAGGCAGAGAGGCAGCGAGACAGACAGCAGAGAGAGAUAGCGUCCCUGAGAGCCGACAAGCAUCGGCUGGAGGAGAAAGUCCUGGAACAGAGCCGGCUGAACACGGAGCGGAGUCUUCUCGAGCAGAGCCAGCGGCACACCGAGGACCGGAUCAGGGCAGAGUGUGAAGAUCGUCUCAGAGCAGAGUUCAGGAUAGAGAUGAACGCUGCCGUCGCUGAGAGUGAACAGAGGUGGCAGAACCGAGAGCAGGAGAUGCAGAGCCAGAUAUCUGAGCUGCAGGGUCAGCUGAGCGAGUCACAGGCGGAGAAGAAGAAGGCGGGACAGGGAGAUGAUUGCCACGGCAACCCCGAAAUUGAGAGGCUGAGAAAGGAGGUCCAAGACACUAAGGAGAUAAACAAGAAACUGAGGGACUUGCUGCAGGAGCCCCAAACCCAGUCUUCAACUGAGGAGAGACACAGUCACGCCAUGGCGCUGCAAGCAUUAGAGAAACAGGCAAAAGAAGAUCUGCUGUCUGAGAGGAACAGACUUCAGACAAUGCACCACCUGGAGCUCGAUAAGCAGCGUGCAGAGUUGACCCAGCAGCACACGGAGUGGAGCCGACAGAUGACCCAGAGACACAUGCAGCAGAUAGAAGACCUGCAGGCCCAACUGCAGGCACACACACAGAUGAUGGCUCUGCAACAGGACCUGAAGCAGCAGAACCAGUAUCAGGUGUUUGAGCGACAGCUGGAUGAGAGUCGCUGUGCCAUGCUGGAGCUGCAGAGGGAAAACACAGCGUUGAAGAAGCAGUUAAAGGAUCGGUCAGUGCAGAAAAAUUCAGAGGCCGAAGAGAAAGAAGAGGAAAGCGUAGAGCUGAGGAAGAAGAGAGACGCCCAGCUGGAAGAAGAAGCACAACGUCUGAAGGAGGAAGUGGAGAAACUGAGGGUGGAAAUGGAGAAACUGGAGGAGUCUCAGAAACACUGGGAGGAGAGGAAGGACGAGGACAUCAAGGAGGAGGAGCUGGACGAGGAGAAGAAGAAGGAGCGGGAGGAGGAGAAGAGGAGGGAGGAGGUGGAGGAGAUCAGGAGGGAGCACAAGAGGGAGAUGCAGAGUUUGGUGUCUGAAUACAGCAGCGCUCAGACUCACCUGCAGGCUCGAAUCGUGGCCCUGGAGAACGAGUUGCGCGAGCGGGAGGAGCGCUGCAGGAGGAGGGAGCCUCGAUGCGAUGACCUGCAGCUGGGGAGACUCCAGGAGAGACUGACGGAGAGAGACCAGCUCAUUAAACGACUAGUGGAAGAGAGGCAUCAGCUGCAGCUCCACCCUCCUGUUGCCGGGGACAACAGCACCCUCAGGCUCCGUGACAGCAGCAAGUCCCGCCCCGGGAGCGUCACGCCAACCAUGAGGAGGAAACGCGUGGAGUCGCCUCCUCGUGUCACCAGCAUCUCCGGCGCCGGCACCUACGACAGGAGUGUCUUCCAGCCCCACUCCUCGUCCUCGUCUUCCUCCUCCUCCUCCAUCCAUCAGCACUCCUCCUCCACCCUCCCCCACCAGUCCUCCUCCCACCCCCAGACCUCCCCCCACUACUCCACCUCCUCCCUUCCACACAAGCACACCUCCCUCUCCCUCAGCCAACAUUCCUCCCCCUCCCUCCCCCGCUCCACUAGGUCCAGGACCUCCUGCAUCCCUCCCACCCCGGCGCCAACCGCUCCUCUCCCCGUCUGCCCCUCUCCUCAGACGGGCAUACGAUACGUGUCCCCCUCCUGCCAGGAGCCACAUGCACACCUGCAGGCCCACUCAAUCAGGGGCCCGUACCUGGAGCAGCGGGGGACUGAAGGGCUGAAGCAGGAGUGGUUCACCAAAUACUUCUCCUUCUGAGCACAAAAACACAUGAACACACACACACACACACACACAUACAGCAGCUGCAAAUACAUCUCAUAUACAGUUCAUUGCUUCUUAUACACAUCGGUUUGCUUCCCACACACAUACACGACUUUUAAAACGCAGACCCACACACACACACACACACACACAAACAGACAAACACAUCGACAUAAACAGACAUACAGGCUCAUCACCAGCAAGGCCAUCUCAAACAUUGCCUCAAAGCUCAACCAAAAAGUGCUUCUCAAACACAUGCCUGACCUCUUCUCAGAACAUAAGGCCUGCCGGAUCUUGUUUGUAUCGUUUGGAAUGUGUCCAUAUCUUUUUUUAAAAGGCAGUCUUCCUUUUUUAAAUGCAACUGUUGCUCCGAUCUCAUCACACAAUUACUCCAGGCAAAUGUACAUUUCCUAAAGUCCAACAACCAAGUGUCUCUUUGAGUAUGGAAGCAUUCGACAUAUUCAACCAAGAUCCAUGUCAAAAUGGACACACGCGACUCACCAUACCAAAAUGAAGCUUGUUUCAAUGCAAAAAUGUAUAAAUAUCUUAAUGAAGAAAUUGAAUAAAAUAUUUUGUUUUUGUAAA